Molecule: messenger RNA, 495 nt
Organism: Strongyloides ratti
Lineage: Eukaryota; Metazoa; Nematoda; Chromadorea; Rhabditida; Strongyloididae
Exons: 1
Coding region: 1-495 (164 amino acids)
Biological process (GO): intraciliary retrograde transport; cilium assembly
Cellular component (GO): intraciliary transport particle A; cilium
Source: RefSeq, a predicted model, not a curated record
AUGAUGUUAGCUCAUAAACAAGUAGCAGAAUGUAAUUAUGAAAAUGCUUUAAAAACAGCUUUAGUUGCAUCAACAUAUACAGAAUAUCUUAAUCCAGUAGAAGUUAAUUCUCUUUUAGCUCUUGUAUCUUGUUUAUCAAAAAAGUUUUAUAUUGCAUGUAAAGCUUUCAUGAAACUUGAUAGUUUAUAUGGUAUAACAAAUGAAGAAAAGGAUACAUUUAAUAAAUUAGCAACAUCAAUUUUUGUUAAAAAUCCUCCAAAAGAUGUUAAUGUAUAUACAGUAGCUUGUAUUAAUUGUGAUAAAACUGUUCCUGAUUAUUGUUUACAAUGCCCACAUUGUGAUAUAAAAUAUAAUAUAUGUAUUGCUAGUGGAAGACCAAUUAUUUCUGAUACAUUUUGGUUAUGUUUAAAAUGUAAAAGAAAAGGAUGGGAAGAUGAAAUGGUUAAUUGGGAUCAUUGUCCUUUAUGUCAUUAUACUAUAGAAAAACACGUUUAA